AUGUCGGAAUUCGCCACAACCCCCUCAGAGGUGAAACAGGAGCUUCAGGAGCUAAAGUCGUCCAAGGCGGCUGGACCGGAUGCAGUCCAUCCAGCCAUCCUAAAGCCCCUGGCUGAUGUGCUGGCCAAACACAUAGCCAAACUGUUCAACCAGUCACUGUGCGCAGGGGAAUUACCCACAGACUGGAAGGUAGCCGAGGUUGUUCCUAAACACAAAGGGGGAGUAGGUAAAACGUCAACAACUACCGGCCAGUGA
Molecule: messenger RNA, 255 nt
Organism: Echinostoma caproni
Lineage: Eukaryota; Metazoa; Platyhelminthes; Trematoda; Plagiorchiida; Echinostomatidae
Source: the annotation of a GenBank genome assembly